Molecule: messenger RNA, 995 nt
Organism: Drosophila novamexicana
Lineage: Eukaryota; Metazoa; Arthropoda; Insecta; Diptera; Drosophilidae
Product: transmembrane protein 199
Exons: 2
Coding region: 14-874 (286 amino acids)
Biological process (GO): vacuolar proton-transporting V-type ATPase complex assembly
Cellular component (GO): endomembrane system
Source: RefSeq, a predicted model, not a curated record
GUACGCCAGCGACAUGCUGAAGUCAACAAUCGUGGACACUCGUGUGCGGCUCCGGCCAUCCAAGAAGUUGUUGGCCUCGAUAAACGCACAGAAGGAACAUUUGAGAGAACUGCCGGCGAAUGUGGCCACUGCACUGGAGAAAAACGGCUACAGCGUUCCGAAAAGUAUCAGAAUCUUGAAAGACAGUGAGCUUGUCUUCAAGCGACCACAGAUUGAUACAAAGCUGCUGGAAAAACUAACAGCAGACGUCCCAGACGUGCCCCAAAAAGCAGCGGAAGCCCCAGAGGAGGAGGAGGAACAGCAGGGGCCAGUUGAUGGCCACUUUUUAUAUCUGAACGAUUUGCACUGGCUUAACUCAGCUUUGACUGAGCUACGCAAAAAAAAUGUAAUUAAUGUAUUUCUCUAUGAGCUAAUUGAAAGUUGCGAGCUCAUACUUCCAGAGAAUGAGUUUAAGCCGCGUAAUCCCGAGCUUGAGGCGCGUUGCCAGCGCUUGCGCGAGGAGCAGCAAAAUCGUGAAUACCAAAAGAUGACCAAAAAUGUUGAUGCAACUCUGAAGCAUGUUCCCGAGGACACCGUUGCCUAUCAAUUAAAAAGCAUCAAUAAGCAAAUCAUAGCCGUGGCUCAGUUCAUCUUCUCGGUAGCGGCAGGAUUUACGUUUGGUUUCUUUGGUGUCAAUUUGAUGGUUGGUCCCCUGCCCUUUGGUUUUCGAAUCCUGCUGGGUGUCAUUGUGGCACUAGUUAUAGCGCUGGCCGAGAUGUAUUUCCUAGCCAAGAAGCUGCACGAAUAUGAUGAGGUCCUGGAUGCGCCCAAACGUAAAACUCCCAACUCGCCUAAAGUGAGCGGCGUGCAAAACAUUAAGCCGCAUGUUGAUUAAAAAUUAAUUUAAAGAGCUUAGCGUUAAGUUUUUUUUUGCAAUAUUUGAGGUAGAUAAAUAAGUUUUGAUUUUAACAGAGGAAGGGAAGGGCUUUUCGAUAUAUGUUGACAAUGCACAUACA